Dictyostelium purpureum is the source of this 663-nucleotide messenger RNA. RefSeq lists its product as uncharacterized. The record is from RefSeq and is a predicted model, not a curated record. Bases 1 to 663 code for a protein of 220 amino acids. The transcript has a single exon. NCBI's taxonomy places the organism in Eukaryota, Evosea, Eumycetozoa, Dictyosteliales, Dictyosteliaceae. Gene Ontology annotation, cellular component: mitochondrion.
AUGUUAAAAAGAUUUUACAGUACUGUACCAAAAGAAUUCAUUUAUGAAUUAAAAACAUAUAAUGUACCAAAGAAUAGUAUCAAAGAAUUAAACAAUGCAUUUAAAAAGAUUAACCCAAACGAAAAAGUAUUAACUGGAGCCUGGGUUAAUAAUUCAACAACAUCAACUAACCAAGUUUACGCUUUAUGGCGAUUUGAAAGCUUAGAUCAAAGAAAAGAAAUAAAACAAAGAGUAUUAACCGACGAAAUCACCUCUACUAUUAAACCAUUUGAAAAAGAUUCAAGCAGUAUUGUAUUCAGAGAAUACCCAUGGGCUCCAACUCAACUAUCAGAAAGCGAAUCCAAAGAAAACAAGGUUUGGGAUAUGGUAACCUAUGAAACCAAACCAGGUCAAUUAGGCUCAUGCGGUGAAGGUGUAUCCAAAGCAUUCAAUGAAAAAAAGAAAAACAACACUCCAUUCGGUGUAUUCUACAGUGAAUUUGGUACACUUAAUACCAUCUUAGAAUUAUGGCCAUAUAGAAGCGAACAACAACACUCUGAAUUAAAUAAAUCCAAUAACUCUAAUGACACUAUCAAAUCCUCGAUUAAUAAUGUUAGCGAAAAUUUAAAAUCAAAUAUAACUACAAAAUUGUUCACUUUAGACGAAUAUAUUAAUAAAAAAUAA